Messenger RNA from Bipolaris maydis ATCC 48331, 1476 nucleotides. RefSeq names its product cytochrome P450. Gene Ontology annotation, molecular function: heme binding; monooxygenase activity; oxidoreductase activity, acting on paired donors, with incorporation or reduction of molecular oxygen. The record is from RefSeq and is a predicted model, not a curated record. Lineage: Eukaryota; Fungi; Ascomycota; Dothideomycetes; Pleosporales; Pleosporaceae.
AUGAACUUAUGCCAAUGCGGAAUCCUUAUCUAUAAACCACCAGCUGAUACCUUGCAGUUUCUCUACGUGGGCCUUACAUGUCCAACAAGACACCUACCAGGCCCCUGGUACACGCGCUUCACGCAUUACCGCCUCAAACGUGCCGUCGUGACCGGCCAACGCAUCUUCUACAUCGACUCACUGCACGAAAAGUAUGGCCCAAUUGUCCGUCUCUCGCCCACAGAAGUGGGUGUUGCCGACCUCGAUGCCUUCAAAGAGAUCCACAAGAUUGGCACCAAAUACAUGAAGAGUGAAUGGUACCUUCGCCUUGCCAACUUCCCCAAAGCCGGUGUCUUCACUAUGCUUGAUCCGCGCGAGCAUGGUCCCCGGAGGAAGCUGUUGUCCAGGUCGUUCAGCAGGUCCUAUCUCGUGCAGUACUGGGAGCCAGUCGUAAAAGAAAAGGCGCUCCUCGCCGUGCAAAAGAUCAAAGCAGACGCCAUGAAGAGCACAGCAGAUGUGUACAACUGGUGGAUGCUACUCGCCUCAGACGUCAGUGCCCAUCUCGCCUUUGGCGAUUCCUUUGGCAUGCUCGAAGACGGACGCACCAACCAAUUCAUGCGCGUCCUCAAAAAACUCACCAUGGGCGCGGGCAUCAUGGUCGAAAUGCCGCUCCUCCGCCUCCUCCGCUUUAUCCCCAUAACCGGCAUCCAGGAAAUGUUCAACGCCAACGAAUUCAUCCUCCAGGGCGCAGGCAAAGCCGUCGAAACCGCGCGCUCACGCACGGGCGAAAACAACAUCUUCGCCAAGGUCAUCGAGGACUGCGAGAAGGAAGGCGAAGGCCACAUUGACGACAUGGACGUCCGAAUCGAAGCCAUGAACGUCAUCAUCGCCGGCACAGACACGACGGGCGUGACGCUCACGUACCUGACGUGGGCGGUGCUGCAGCGCCCGGACCUGCAGGCAGCGCUCGAAGCAGAGGUCGGCAGGUUGCAAGAGGAUUUUACAGAGAACGAUCUUAUCAAUCUGCCGCUGCUUAAUGCCGUUAUAGAAGAGACGCUGCGGCUAUAUGGCGCCGCCCCGAGUAGUCUACCACGCGUUGUGCCGCAGGGCGGGACAAAGUUCGCAGGCCAUUUUAUACCAGAGGGUGUGACGGUAGAUACGCAGGCGUAUACGUUUCAUCGUGAUCCGAAGAUUUGGAGUGACCCUUUGACAUUUAACCCCGACCGCUGGAUCCCCGAUAAGGAGACAGGUGUAGCAGAAGCACUCUCUCCCGCUGCUAAGCUGGCGUUUCAUCCGUUUGGAGCGGGCGCCCGGUCGUGCAUUGGGAUUCAUCUGGCGCGCAUGGAGUUGCGGUAUGCGUGUGCAUUUUUCUUUCGCGAGUGUCAGGGGAUAAGGUUAGGGGAGAGGACGACGCCUGAGAGUAUGGAGUUUGAGAACUUCUUUCUAAUUGCGCCAAAGGCACAUCGGUGCGAGAUCACGUUUAGUGAGGCGCCGUAG